AUGUUGUUUGUCUGGACACUUUUGAACUUGUUCUCCUUCUGGUUUGCGGCUGGGCUCAGCGUCUUCUACUGCAUGAAGAUCGCCACCUUCGCCCACCCACUCUUCCUCUGGCUGCAGCAAAAGACCUUCGGGGCUGAACACACCCUGUUUGGCUGCUCAUUAAAUCUGCUCACUUGUGCGGAGCUCAGGGAGCCGAAGGGGAGCGGGACUGGUGCCGGGGAUAUGGCGGCCCCACUGAUGGUCUUCUUUUUCAGCCUUUACCUGCUGGAGAUGUUGGUGGGGAUCCUGGGAGACGGAUUCAUCGUGGGGCUGUUGGGCAGCAAGUUGGUCCGACGCAGGAAGCUGCCUCCGUGCGACAUGAUCGUGGCCAGUCUGGGAGCCUCCAGGUUCCUUCUGCUGUGGAUAUCAAUGCUGAUAGGAAUCUCGUUCAUGGUCUUCCCCAAAUCUUAUUCCUCCUCCAUUCUCUUUUCCUUCUUCAGGUCCAUAUGGAUCCUUCUGACCUCUGUCUCCUUCUGGUUUGCUGCCAAACUCAGCCUCUUCUACUGCGUCAAAAUCGCCACCUUCACCCACCCCCUCUUCUUCUGGCUGAAGCAAAAGAUAUUGUGUUUGGUGCCCAGGCUCCUAAUGGGCUCCAUGUUGGCUUCCUGUGUCUCUGCUCUCCCCUUAAUCAUCCACUGUGACACUAAUGCCACUUGGAGGAAUGGCUCAGGGAACGACACUGAGGCUAAAGAGCAGAUCUUCUCUUUAUACUAUGUCCUGCCUAUGAUGUUUAUCAUGCUGGGUGUCCCAUUCCUCCUGCUCUUCACUUCCUCCGUCCUGCUGACCAUCUCCCUCCGGAGACACCUGCGAGCCAUCCAGCACCACGGCCCCGGCUUGCAGGACUGCAGCACCAAGGCUCACACCCGCACACUCGCAGUGUUGGCCUCCUUCCUCUUCCUCUACGUUUGGCACUUCGUCUCUCUGAUCUGCAUCGCGACUGUAAUCGCUGAGAGGAACAUGUCCUGGGUGUUGCUAACCCAGAUGGUGACUUUCUUGGGGCUGAUGUGCCACCCGUUCCUGCUGAUCUGGAGCAACCCCAAAAUGCGGGGAGUCUUGGAGAGAGGGCUGCAGCGAGUCCUGACCUUUCUGACCAUACGUGGUGAAAAUUUCCUCAUCGCCCUCGUUCCCUCUCCAGCAACUCAGCAAGCCAAGGUUUAG
Molecule: messenger RNA, 1197 nt
Organism: Tachyglossus aculeatus (Australian echidna)
Lineage: Eukaryota; Metazoa; Chordata; Mammalia; Monotremata; Tachyglossidae
Product: taste receptor type 2 member 41-like
Exons: 3
Coding region: 1-1197 (398 amino acids)
Biological process (GO): detection of chemical stimulus involved in sensory perception of bitter taste; G protein-coupled receptor signaling pathway; sensory perception of taste
Cellular component (GO): membrane
Molecular function (GO): bitter taste receptor activity; G protein-coupled receptor activity
Source: RefSeq, a predicted model, not a curated record